UGGCCGCGCAGGAAGUUUGCCGCGGAGACAAGGUAGCCCGGGCACCAGAAUGGUGUGUGGCACGAGAACUGCAACCUUCGAUGGUGUUUCUCGUAAAUAUGACCUCCAAUAUUGACCUCCUGGAUGCGUGAAAUCCAGAAACACUCGGCCAACCUCUCACACAUUCCAUUCUCAAUUAUCUCAUGAUGCCACCUAUUUCCGAAGAGAUCAGGCCAUCCGAAACAAUCUCUGUGAGAAAGACUCAGGAGCCACAGCUGUACCAGAAUGCCGAUCAAGACGAUCUCGAGUCCAAGGCGAAGAAGUACCUGCUCAACUAUGGGACCAAAUUUGAGAAAGAUGUAAUCACAGGAAGUCAUGGAAUGUACGUUUAUACAGCACAAGGCCACAGAAUUCUUGACUGGACCUCUGGACAGAUGUCCUGUCUCCUCGGCCAUGGAAAUCCAGAAAUAGUCCAAGUCAUUCAUGACCAUGCACGGGGCUUAGACCAUCUGUUUUCCGGGAUGGUCUCGCCUCCAGUAAUCAGCUUGGCGGAACGUCUCGCUUCAAUACUGCCAGCGGGGUUGGACAAAGCAUUCUUCCUCAGUACCGGCGGAGAAAGCAACGAGGCAGCGAUCAAGAUGGCGAAAGUAUACACCGGCAAGUUCGAAAUUGUUGGCCUGGGUGCUAGUUGGCAUGGCGUGACUGCACAAGCUUUGGGAACACAGUAUCACUACGGGCGGAAAGGCCAAGGACCUCUGAUGCCUGGUAUGCACAUGUUACCCGCGCCGAACGCAUAUAGGUCGAUAUUUCGAAACACAGAUGGCUCAUAUGACUGGGAGACCGAGCUCAACUAUGGCUGGAGCCUGAUCGAUCGAGCGUCUUGCGGAUCAUUGGCUGCAUGUAUCGUUGAAUGCAUCCAGUCAUCAGCUGGCAUGCAUGUUCUCCCGAAAGGAUAUCUGAAGGCUCUCAGAAAACAUUGCGAUGAACAAGGCAUGCUCCUGAUAGUCGACGAAGCGCAGACUGGUGUCGGUAGGUGCGGCAACAUCAUGGCAAUCGAGUACGAAGACGUCGUGCCUGACAUUUUGACAUUGAGCAAGACGCUUGGGAAUGGUCUGCCCCUGAGCGCAGUGAUUACGAGCGCUGAGAUUGAACGCGUCUGCGUCGAGCGCGACUAUUGCUUCUACACCACUCAUGUCAACGAUCCUCUUCCUGCAGCUGUAGGCGACAAGGUACUUGAGCUUGUCCUUCGUGAUAAUCUUGUACAGCACUCAAAGUCGCUUGGAGAGGAGCUUCAUGCCGGGCUGCGCAAACUCAGCACCCGAUACGGCUGCAUCGGAGACGUGCGUGGACGAGGCUUGAUGGCGGGUGUAGAGAUUGUCGGGGAUCGAAAGACAAAGAAGCCUGAUCUCGAGCUUGCAAAAUCGAUUGCUGAUAAGGCGUAUGAACUAGGACUCUGGGCGAAUUUGAGCAGCCAUGCAAGCUUCGGAGGCGUUUUCAGAAUUGCACCGCCAAUUGUAAUCAGCAAGUCGCAGCUUGAUGAAGGCCUGACAAUCCUCGAGGAAGCCUUUCGGUCAACUCCUGGGAGUAUGCGACUGUAUUAGAUUGCCUUCACGUGAAUGCUAUAGUAGCUGGGAUUCGGCACAACAUGACUUUGAUGAAUUGUGAAGAAGUCAGGAAUGGG
This is a messenger RNA of Pseudovirgaria hyperparasitica, 1660 nucleotides long. Its product is annotated as 2,2-dialkylglycine decarboxylase. Gene Ontology annotation, cellular component: mitochondrion. The record is from RefSeq and is a predicted model, not a curated record. NCBI's taxonomy places the organism in Eukaryota, Fungi, Ascomycota, Dothideomycetes, Acrospermales, Acrospermaceae. The transcript has a single exon. Gene Ontology annotation, molecular function: transaminase activity; pyridoxal phosphate binding. The coding region runs from base 183 to 1580 and encodes 465 amino acids.